AUGGCUGAAAAGAAUAAAAGCAAAGUUGUGUGCUCAGAUGAUGAUCACAGUGAUGCUGAAGAGAGCAAAAAGACAUUGGAUGACUUAACUCUCCCUCUAGAGAAACUCAACCUUGGCCCAGAAAAGAAGAAGAAGAAGAAGCUUCUGGUUAUUGGUCUUGGAGGCUUGCUUUGUCAUAGAGUAUACCGCACUGAAAAAAUCUACAUUCCAAAUUAUCGCCGUCCGGAUGCAGCAUAUGGAAACUACAAGCUUUACAAGAGGCCUUACUGUGAAGAAUUUAUGAAGUUUUGUCUGGAAAGAUUUGAAGUGGGAAUAUGA
Molecule: messenger RNA, 318 nt
Organism: Rosa chinensis
Lineage: Eukaryota; Viridiplantae; Streptophyta; Magnoliopsida; Rosales; Rosaceae
Exons: 2
Coding region: 1-318 (105 amino acids)
Source: RefSeq, a predicted model, not a curated record